This is a messenger RNA of Bolinopsis microptera, 2007 nucleotides long. RefSeq names its product actin-related protein 2-like. The record is from RefSeq and is a predicted model, not a curated record. The transcript has 8 exons. Lineage: Eukaryota; Metazoa; Ctenophora; Tentaculata; Lobata; Bolinopsidae. Gene Ontology annotation, cellular component: Arp2/3 protein complex; actin cortical patch. Bases 18 to 1193 code for a protein of 391 amino acids. Gene Ontology annotation, biological process: Arp2/3 complex-mediated actin nucleation. Gene Ontology annotation, molecular function: actin filament binding.
UUACUUUUAUUUAGGCCAUGGACGAUGACGGGAAUCACGUCAUUGUCUCUGACAAUGGCACAGGGUACGUGAAGUGUGGACAUGCAGGGAAGAAUUUCCCGGAGCAUGUGUUUCCUGCGAUGGUGGGUCGUCCCAUUAUUAGAUCUCAAGCUAAAGUCGGUGACAUUGAAGUGAAGGAUUUGAUGAUAGGUGAAGAAGCUGCUUUAUGUAGACAAAUGUUGGAGAUAAAUUACCCAAUGGAGAAUGGAGUUGUGCGUUCCUGGGACGACAUGCGGCACUUGUGGAAUUACACAUUCCAUGACAAAAUGGGACUUGAUCCGACCAAAUGUAAAGUUCUGUUGACUGAGCCUCCUCUUAAUCCUAAAACUAAUAGAGAGAAAAUGAUCGAGAUUAUGUUUGAAGAGUACGGAUUUAAAGGAGUAUACAUUUCUAUUCAGGCUGUUCUUACCUUGUACGCCCAAGGUCUGCUCACCGGAGUAGUGGUGGAUUCUGGUGACGGUGUGACUCACAUUUGUCCGGUUUAUGACGGGUUCGCACUCGCUCAUCUCACGCGCAGACUGGAUAUUGCAGGACGGGAUAUUACCCGCUACCUCAUCAAGUUGCUGUUAUUACGAGGCUACGCCUUCAACCACACUGCUGAUUUCGACACAGUUCGUGAAAUCAAAGAGAAGCUCUGUUUUGUCGCGUACGACAUCAAACAAGAGGAAAUGCUCGCUAACGACACUACUUUUAACGUGGAAUCGUACACACUACCUGACGGUCGCAUCAUAAAGCUGGGAGCAGAGAGGUUUAGUGCUCCAGAGGCCAUGUUCCAGCCUCAUCUCCUGGGACGUGACGAGAAUGGGGUUGCGGAGUUGCUCUUCAAUACCAUCCAGUCGGCGGAUGUUGACACAAGAUCAUCGUUGUACAAGCACAUCGUGUUAUCUGGUGGCAGCACUAUGUACCCUGGACUACCCUCAAGACUGGAGAGGGAGAUCAAGCAGCUGUACUUGGAGAGGGUACUGAAGGGAGAUACUAAUAGAUUGAGUAAAUUUAAAAUUAGGAUAGAAGAUCCGCCCCGAAGAAAGCAUCUAGUGUUCGAUGGUGGUAGUGUGCUUGCUGACAUCAUGAAAAACAACGAUUCCUUCUGGAUGACCAAGGCUGAGUACGAUGAGCAAGGCCUUCGGGUGCUAGAAAAGAUCGGGAUUUCGUAAAUAAUAAACUGUCAUUGUGUUUGAUAACUUUCAAACUCCAGUUGGUGCAAUAAGGAAUAGUCUUCACAUAUAUUACCGUUUUGUUUUUGUACACGAAAUACACGCUAGUAAACAUAUAAAUAGUAUGUUAUCAUUUAAUGCGAUUAUAAAUACUCAAAUUAAAAUUGUGUUUGUUCAGAAAAGUUUGUCGCAAUAUAAGCAUUGAUAACGGAGCUGAUAAUAUUAUACACCUUUUGCAGUACAUCUUACAUUGUAUCACCAAGAUAUGCGAUACAUAACACUAACGCUACAAUAAAUGCACCAAGUCUUUGUACAUUUGAAGUGUUAUAAUAAUACAACUCAAGAUAUAUAUUAUAUGUGCAAUCCAAUAUAUAAAUGUAGUUAACCAUCGUAGUAGAGCAGCAAGAUUAGUUGUCAGUCUUUUUAAUAUCAUGCAGCAAUUAUCUUAAUAUCUUAAUAAGGGACAGGGAUGACGCAUAACUUUGCAUAUUAUAUUAAUGAAUAAUGAAUAAUAAUUAUGUUUUUAAUGUUUUUUGCAUUAUGAAUGUGUAAACGUCGUUCGUGCUGUGUUAUAUUAUACACAUGAUAGUUUUUAAUAUUUUUGUCAAGGUGCUUACUAAAUGUGAUCGUAUGGUUAUUUUAAUUUGCCUAUAUGGAAUGUGAAGAAGAAUGCAAUUUAAACAUUAAAAGUGUUUUGUACGCUGUAAAAACUUUUCGAUCCCACGAAAAAGACAUAUUUUUGCGGCCGAUGUUUUGUAAGUAUGAUUUUGUAAACUUAGACCCGUGAUAUUUAGCUUUUGAUUACUCUAAUUGA